Penicillium mononematosum is the source of this 1590-nucleotide messenger RNA. RefSeq names its product histidine phosphatase family protein. Bases 1 to 1590 code for a protein of 529 amino acids. Gene Ontology annotation, molecular function: acid phosphatase activity. The record is from RefSeq and is a predicted model, not a curated record. The transcript has 3 exons. NCBI's taxonomy places the organism in Eukaryota, Fungi, Ascomycota, Eurotiomycetes, Eurotiales, Aspergillaceae.
AUGAAUUCUCUUGCAAUUGCUUUUUUGGCCCUUGGUGGCGGCAGCGCUGCCAUGACUAUACCGAGUAUGAGCCCAUGCUCGAGCUCAAGAGCUGCAGGCCCAACUGGCUUGUCAUAUCCGUCUGGAUUUGACAUGAAGUCCAGGUGGGGAAACCUAAGUCCAUAUUCUGACUCGACUGGGUUCGGCAUUGACAAAGGAUUCCCCGCCGAGUGCGAACUGUCGCAGGUGCAUGUACUUCAUCGUCACGCACAGCGUUAUCCAUCAUCGUGGCCUACCGACGGGGGUGCCAUGCAGAGCUUUGCCGACAAAGUCACCAACUACUCCAAGCAGAACCCCGACAAGAAGGUUGGCUCCGGUCCGCUGUCCUUCCUGAACGAUUGGGAGUACGUGCUUGGGAACAACUUGCUGUUGCCAUCUGGCGCAGCCGCUGAAGCCACUGCCGGUGCUCUGUUCUGGAGUCAGUACGGUCGACUACUGUAUCGCGCUGGUCAUGGCGAUGCCACCUACGACCCCUCGAUGAAUGUGUGGCCGAAUGGCACGGCGCGCCCUAAGCCGACAUUCCGCACGACAGAUUAUCCUCGCAUCCUCGAGAGUGCCCGCUGGUGGUUGAGCGGCUUCUUCAAUAACGUCGGAGCUAACAGCUCUUACGCGUUAUACGAUCUUACUGUAAUGUCAGAAGAUGACGGCUUCAACACCACACUGUCUUCGACCUCUACUUGCACCAAUGGUAGCAGCAAUGGAGACCCCGACGUGGCCGGAUUCUACCCCACAUUGACAAAGACCGCGCUCAAGCGCUUCUCUGCUUUUUUGCCGCAUGACUUCAACCUUACCACGAUGGAUGUCUACGCAAUGUUUAGCAUGUGCCCAUAUGAAUACGCCACUCUAGGCCAGUCCUCCUUCUGCUCACUGUUCACGGAACAGGAAUGGGAAGAUUUUGAGUACGCCAUUGACAUGAUGUUUUACGGCAACAACAUGUUCGGCUCACCUAGCGGCCGAGCACAGGGUAUUGGAUACGUGGAAGAGGUGGCCGCGCGCCUACAGUCACGUCUCAUUAUGAAAAGUCACAGCAGCAUCAACUAUACCUACGACAACAAUAUCAAGCAAUUUCCGUUGCAGCAGCCUAUGUAUAUGGACAUGUCCCACGAAACCGUGAUCGUCGCUGUAUUGGCUGCCCUAGGCUUAGACUACUUCAAGUACGGACCGCACGGUAUGCCUAACAACGUCCAGCAUGCUGUUCCGCGCAACUUUAUAAUGCAUAAGGUUGCUCCGUUCGGUGCGCGUUUGUUUACCGAGGUCUGGACUUGCCCUGCCGAUUCCAAAUUGGACAAGCUCCAGGAUCAGAUGUAUAAGAACCCGGAUCUGUCGUCCAGCUCUGAUACCACGGACUACAUCCGCUUUAUGCUGAACAAUGCUCCCGUGCCGGUGGAAGGGUUGUCCCCUUGCAAGGGCUCGGUCAAUGGCUUCUGUGGCAUGAAAGAGUUCCUGGAUUAUGUUCCUGAACUGAGCAAGCAGGCGAUGUACCAGCAGGCUUGCUUUGGCGAUUAUAACGUCUCCACCCAGGUUGCCAAUGGCCAGCCACCACCGUCCUGA